AUGAACGCGCCCUAUUGUUGAUUGACAGCUCAGUGGUGUCAGGUUACAGCAGGGGGCGGGGUUUAUCGUUGCUCAACAUGGCUGCGCCCUGCUCAGAUCAACAGGUCUAAAGCUGUGAAGAAUGUCUAAGGAGCAGGUGAGUAUCAGUGACCUCAUGCACUCAUUGGAUAGCUCAGAGCUACAGGAGGCAGAACAAGUGAGGGCCACAGUCAACCAACAGUUGAGCUCAGACAAGGGCGGCGCCGUCCUCUCUGCCGUGGUGGACUAUUACCUGGAGUCCUCGUCAUCUCAGGCCAUCCUCCUCUUGUCCUCCAUCAGGGAGACUCAUCACAAGGCCCUCUUGGAGAAACUGAACGAGUCUCUGAACAGACCGUUGACCCGAUUGGUUGCCCUAACACUGCUUGGUCAUCUGAUCAGGAAGCAGCCUCCAUGGGUUCAUCACAUCAGCCGCUCGGCCUUGCUCCCAUCUCUGCUGCGCUGUCUCAAGACUGACAGUGAUGUGGUGGUCCUCAUUACUGCCGUCCUGGUCCUCGUCACUCUGUUACCCAUGAUCCCUCAGGCCGGAAAGCAGCACAUCUACGAUUUCUUCGAUGUGUUUGGACGACUGGCGUCCUGGAGCUACAGAAACCCCGCUCAGUCACCUGGGGUUCACCUGGUCCACCUUCAUGCUGGUGUCUACUCUCUGUUUCACCGUCUCUACGGCAUGUUUCCGUGUAACUUCAUCUCCUACCUUAGACUCCACUAUAGCAUGAAGGAGAACCUGGACACCUUCCAGGAGGUCGUCAAGCCCAUGUUGGAACACGUCAGAGUUCAUCCUGAGUUGGUCACGGGGACGCAGGACCAGGAGCUGGAGCCGUCCAGGUGGCGAUGUUACGAAGUCCAUGACAUUGUGAUCGAGUGCUCCAGAGUGUCCCUGGAUCCUCUGGAGUCGUCCUGUGAAGAGGACAUUUACACCUCCCUGAGAGAACCCACCUCCACCUCCCUGUGCUCCUCACCCCCACUCAGACCUACACAACUCUCCUCCCCGCUCCCUGCCCUGGACCUUACCUCCAGUCCUCUCAUCACAGAGAGUGUUACCAGUGCUUUCAGUUUGUCUUCUUUGGAAAAGGGAAAUCAGACUCCGCCUUCUUUGAUCUUUGACACCUGUGUACAGGCUGAUGAUGUCACGUGGAGCCCCUCUCUUUACUGCGGCCUGUCCACACCCCCACUCGAGUCUUCCGCAUCAGGCUCCACCCACCCUCUGAGCAGGAGCACCUCCAUCUCAGGUGUAAAAUCUCCCUCACUGGCCUCUGUCCCUCCAACGCCACCUAGUGAAGGGAACCAAGAUGGACGCCUGGCUCCAGACAACAACAAUCAGGUGAAGCCGCAGCCAAUCACAGAGCUGCGACGCUCCUGCUCCGUCUUUCAGGCCGUAGGAGAGCAAGAAAGGACGAGUUAUGAUGAUGUCAUCAACAAAAGCAGUGAAGAUCUCAGGUCCAGAUCCUCAGCGCUCUCACCUUUACCUUCCCCCUCCGUCCCCUCUGAGCACAUCCUCCUCACCUCCACUCCCAGCUUUGAGCAGCCACCCUCAGGCUCACCUCCUUCCUCCUCCAACUCAAUGUGCUUCACCCCGUCCAACACCUCCUCCUUCAGAUCAGAGAAGGGAGAUGUCGCCGUGGUAACCUCCGCCCCUUAUGAACCGCUGUUUGAUCUGGCGCUGCCUCAGGCCGCUCUGCUCUUCAUCCGAAAAAGGACACAGGAGUUGAUGGAGAAAAUGACAGGGCAGGAGGAGAAAGAAGCUACGGAGGUGGAGGGCGAGGACCGGGAGCUGACCCAGACCUCUCCAGACCCCUCCCCUCUGGAAGUUUUAAACCAGCUGAUCACGCGUGGGUGUGAAGCUCACGAAUGUCUCAGCAGGAGCAGGUUGUCGUCCUCAAAUAAGUCUGUGGAUCGCAGUCAUUUUGGAGGUAAACAGCAGAGCAUGAAAACCAAAGGUUCGGCAGUGGGGGACGAGCUCCAGUCUGUGAAGAGUCAGCUGCUGCUGAUCCACGGUCAGCUCGAGUACGAGCGUUUCAAGCGGCAGCAGCACGCCAUGAGGAACCGUCGGCUGCUGCGGAGAGUGAUCAACACCACUGCGCUGGAGGAGCAGAGUGUUGCCAUGAAAGGUCAGCUGAGUGUCCAGGACGAGGAGAUCCGGUCCCUGAAGUCCAGUCUGCAGGAAGAGCAGAGACGGUACACACAGCUGCAGCAGGACACGCAGGAACACACCAACCAGCUGCACACGCACGUCCAGCAGCUGCAGCUGCAGCAGCAGAAGUUCCAGAGAGACAACCAGAGACUGCAGAGUGAGCUGCAGGAGUGUCACAGCACGCUUAAAGUCCAGGAGGCGGAGCUUCAGAGAGCCAAUAACACGGCCAACAAUGCAGAACAUCGGCUGACUAAGCUGUCGCUCAAGCUGAGCAACGUUGAGCAGCUGGAGCAGCAGGUCAUCCUGUUGAACCAGCAGCUGGUCGUACUCAGAGAAACCAACCGAGCUCUGACGGAGCAGCUGAAGGGAGGAGAGGGCAAACACUGGACUGAGGCGUCCAUGCUGCAGUGCAGCGUGGGUAAAGAGCACCAGCGUCUGAAGGAGGGAGAGGUUCAACAGCGACAGAAGCUGGAGGCGGCCAGUUACAGGAUCUCAGACCUGGAGAGCCAGCUGACAAAGAAAGACCAGCUGAUUCUGGAUCAGAAGAAACUUUUGGAGGACACCAAAGGCCAGAGCAGAGCGGAGCUGUCGGCCUGUGAGAGUCGCUGUGUGGCUCUGAAAAGAAUCACCCAGGGUCUGCAGACGGAGAUGCUCCAGCUCUACAGCCAGGUUCACCUGGACACGCGCAGCCAACCGCGGGAUGUCGUCGGCAGGUCAGACAGCAGUGCCAUGGCCGUACCUGUUACACGGGAUGAGCUGAAGCCCCGCCCCUCCUCCAGCUCCGUCAGCAUCAUAAACGGAGCGGUGGAGUCUCUCUCCACCUCCCCUCUUCAACUACACUCCUGCUCGUCCUCCCCUCUCUCUCUGUCCCCCAUCGACUCCCCACUGACCGUCGGCUCGUUCCUGGAGAAACAAACCAGGAGGCAGUUCCGGCCGACCAAUCACAGCUCGGACGAAGAAAACGAGGACGAGCCGUUGGAGAAAAUGGAGGAGGAAGAGGAGAGGGAGAACGAGGAGGAGGAGGAGGAUGAAGAGGACAAUAAUGUGGAAGACCAGCUAGGGAGUCCUCCUCUGGGUCAGGAGGCAGAAGAGGACUUCCUGCUCCUCAAAAGUCCUCAGGUGGCUCCUCCUCCUGGUCAGGCCGCCACUCCCAGCCGCCCCCUCUAUAAACCCCCGGGUCGUCUGUCGGGACAUGCCCCCCCCACAGACCUGACCCUGGCUGUCCGACAGAGGAGACAGGAGCUGAGCAUCAUGGACUACAACGAGACGCUCCCAGAGUUCUGACCGCAGACUGCUACCUGCCCGGUGUCCAGCAGGUGUCAGUCUGCGCCUGACGACACCUGAAUGAAGUAACUUUGAACACAACAAACUGUUUCCUGUCAUUUUGGGGGUUCGCUGGUGACACAAAAAUUUUAAGUGAAUUAAUUCUGAGGUUCGCCCGAAAAGCUAAUCAGCCAAUAAGCUUCAAAUCCGUCUAAGGUUAAUGAAAAAAAAAAAAGUUUCUAGCUACGAUGGGGACAAAUCCACCGCAGGGUUAAUAGGAAAUCGACAGAAAGAGGAAAAAAAAAGCGAAAGGUCCCCAGUUAGCUCACUAGAAAUAGCAUUGUGUGCUAAAAGUUAGCUGCUGAGAAAGAAAAAGUUUCCUCUUGAAUGCCUGGGCUUUCUUCUUCCCAGCAUGCACUGCUUCUUCUGCUCAAAUUGAAGAACGCAAUUAUACCAAAUAUAAAAUGAAAAGUUUGUCAGUCGUUACGAGAAAUACUUGGAUGUUGUCGGAUGCUAACAUUUAGCUGAAUGUUCUUCAACUGGAAACACACGGAGCUCCACUGGUGCCAAAAAAAAAAUCUGUGAAAUCCUGUCGAUGGAGUCCAAAUAUUCCCCGUGCCGAAUAUUUCUCACUCGAUGCAUUAGAAGCAUCGGAACACAAGUGUUAACAGAACGUCGGGUUAAAGGAACUGAACGGACUGUCGGUGCGAGAGUGGGCGUCUCUGUGUGGGCUGAUGACAUCAUCGUUACGUCAACCAAGUCAUUGGUCAGGCUGGUGGGAACUAAAGCUGCUAGAGGUCAUGACCUUUGGGGGUUGAUGCAAUAGAGAUUUCUUUCAAAUCCUUCAAUGAUUUUUUUUUUACAUGUAUGACUCUGGGGAAAAAAGGGAAAUCCUAUUUGGUGAUUUUGGUUAAUUUCAAAAUUAGUCUCAAGAUCUCACUCCUCUUUCUCAAAAAAGAAGGUAGAUUUUCCCUCUGAAAGUUUUCAUGUCCAACGAUCUUCAUUUGACCAGCGUCUGGUUCUGGCUUUAAUGGCUGAUGAAUGUAAAGUGACGUGAAUGUUCCUGUACUCAGACCACGUGUCCUCAGGUUCAAAGCUUAGGAAACCUAGGUCUUAUUUCAGGUCAACCAGCUGUUCGGUCACACAACUGUGAUUCUGUAUGUAAGGUGAUAACCAAAAAUAUCAACUCCUGACGUCAGUGUGUGGGUAAAGAUGUCGGCAUUUACACCCCUGGGGCUAAUGGUGCACACAGUAACUGUCCUCUGUUUUUGAUGCAAAAGUUGAGACAUUCAACAUUGAGAGAAUUGUCAUUCAAAUGCCCUUCGUGGAAUCCACCGAGUCGCAUUUCAAAAGAUUGACUGUAAUACACAACUUCACCACCAGAUGCCGCCAAACUCCUACACACUGGCAUUUGAAUCAAAAGCAAUUUAUUUUGCAGCCCUCCCUCCCCCCAAGAUGUGAUGACAGCUGACGUCAGAGUCACGGAUGAACCGGAGGAUUUUACUUUCUUGUUUUGAGGGCUAUGUUUUUAAAAAAAAACACACAAAAACUACAACGAAAUCCUUCCCUUGUCUGUUUUCACUUGCGCAAUACUGUGAACACUGCCAAUAAAGAUUUUAUUCAAAUCAAA
This is a messenger RNA of Cynoglossus semilaevis (tongue sole), 5060 nucleotides long. RefSeq names its product TSC complex subunit 1a (gene tsc1a). Lineage: Eukaryota; Metazoa; Chordata; Actinopteri; Pleuronectiformes; Cynoglossidae. Gene Ontology annotation, biological process: negative regulation of TOR signaling; negative regulation of cell population proliferation; regulation of cell cycle. Bases 122 to 3451 code for a protein of 1109 amino acids. Gene Ontology annotation, cellular component: TSC1-TSC2 complex. The transcript has 22 exons. The record is from RefSeq and is a predicted model, not a curated record.